Molecule: messenger RNA, 2641 nt
Organism: Macrobrachium nipponense
Lineage: Eukaryota; Metazoa; Arthropoda; Malacostraca; Decapoda; Palaemonidae
Exons: 3
Coding region: 151-579 (142 amino acids)
Cellular component (GO): mitochondrial matrix
Source: RefSeq, a predicted model, not a curated record
GUUACGCAACUGUCAUAGGAAUCGGACGCGGGAUCGCGAGCAGACGACGCAACAUCCCAAAACACACGGCGCUCAUCUGGGUCAUUGAGUAAACUUCAUAACUUUUGUAUAAGGUUUCCGGUAAACUUUAUAACUUUCGUCUUUUUCGACAUGUUCUCUGUCGCCCGAUUGCUCAGGUCAGCCCGGCCGGUGACCUGUAACCUCGCGAGAUAUUACAGUGCGGAAGCUGUUGGCACCAAAGAGUAUUUCGAUAAGCUCGUAGCCAACAGUAAGGUGGUGGUCUUUAUGAAGGGAACGCCAGACAUGCCGAGAUGCGGGUUUAGCAAUGCCGUUGUGCAAAUCAUGCGCAUGCAUGGGGUUGACUACGAUGCACACAACGUUUUGGCAGAUGAAAACGUGAGACAAGGUAUCAAGGAAUAUUCUGACUGGCCCACAAUACCUCAAAUAUUCAUCAAUGGUGAGUUUGUGGGUGGCUGUGACAUCCUCCUACAAAUGCAUCAAAAUGGAGAAUUGAUAGAAGAGUUACAGAAAGUCGGUAUCAUGUCUGCGUUGCUGGAAGCUGAGGUCAAGGAUAAGUGAGACCUCACCUGACACGAGCGUUUACAUCUCCGGGUAUAAUGCAGCGUCAAAUAUUUCUGUGAUACUUUUAAGUAUAAUUUGGAAAUUGAAGAGUUAAUGGUUUUUAAAUUGUACAUAGGAUGUUGUCAAUGAAAAUCACAAAGCAUAAAUAGUUGGUAAUGUUGUCAAACACAAAGCUUUUAAUUUUUGGCUGUACAAAAAAAAAUGUAGCGUUUGUUUUCGAGUAGUCAGUAAAUUAAAAGUUCUCAGGCUUUGGUCAUAAAAGAUUGUUAAGUUAUUUAAAACUAUUCUUGAAAGGAGCAGUGAUUCAAGAUGAAAUAAGGUUUAUCUUGACCAUUAAAAAUUCUGUAUUAGCAAAAAUUAAAGCUUGCAAAAAACAGCUUUUAAGGGUUCAAAUCAUGUGCAAGUUCCAUAAAUCAACUAAAAUUUGUCAGUUUGUCCGUGGUAACAAAUGUACAUGGCACAAUUAUGUACUGGGUACCAAGUGAACAAAAGGAAGCUCUCAGAUGGGCUGUAACUGUCUUCUUUGUAUCUUUUAGUUGUAAUCUUGUAAUUCAGGACUUAUUUUCUGUAGGCAGAAACAUUUUAUAAGAAAGGUAUACUUUCUUUCCAAGUGUACAGAAAUACUCAUGGGAACCUAGUUAUAAGGGAUGGUCAUGGAAUAACUGUUUUCAAAGGUGUGUCCCAUUCCCAGAUGGAAACAGGAGUAUAUUUUGUUGAUUACUGUAUAAGAAAGGAAGGUGUUUGUGAUCAGUGUCAUGGCUGCAACGUGAUAGGCUGUAGGAGCAGGAAUCCGUCUCUUCUUCGAUUUUGAGGCACCUAACCACUUUGCUGUUGGUUUUCCGAGACCGGUAAUUAAUUCUAAUUUGUGAAAGUUUUAUCGAUAACAUCACUAGGUAUCAAAGUUUGUGUUUACAGGUAGUAAUCUGGACAUUUUCAGUAUUUAUAGGUGAAAUUUUAAAAAGCAGUAAUUUAUUGUACUGCUAUUGUAAUUUAUUGUACUGCUGUUAGGAAAAUUGGAAAAGCCUGCCCGCCUUUUAUCAAGCUCAGCAGUCAAAGAUAACAAAUGUAUUUAUAAGAAAGAAGUCGAGCAACUGUCCGUUGAUUCGUAAUUUUAACAACCUGAGCUGAGAAAGUAAUCUAUGUAAACUUGUGAUAGUUACACAAACUAAGAGACUUUCAAAUAGAGAAAGAGAGAGGAAAGUAGUCAUAUUUAUAUGUAAAUAAAAAACCUCCCUGCCAUCUUGGGUAAUCGUCAAAUGUCGGUAAAAGCUAGACAUUUGAGAAAAAUAAGUUUUCAAAUUCAAAAGAAAAUUAGUGAAUUGAUAUUACGAGAACAAAACUCCAGAGGUACAAGACCUAAGUCUUUAUUUUCAGUCCUAAUCCCUUGAAUUUUAUACUGGUAUACUGCAUUGUACUUUUAAAUUAUAAGAACCUUUUUUCAGAUAUUGUGCAAUAGUACUCUCGAUUUGAUCACUUCUAGUGUACUGAAUACCUAUAUUUUUAUAGUACAGUAGCUGCAUUUAUACACAUCCAGUGUAAUAUUACAUGUAAAUAAACGAAACGAACUGGUAGUGUUCUUUAUAAAUGUUUAAUGUUGAACCUUGAUUUUAUUCUGCAUCUUGGUUUGUAGAUUACAGGUGUUGGUAAAUGAAAUGUUUACUCAUUGUAUAAGAUUCUUGGUGUCAGGUAUGGAAGCAGCAAAUGUUUUAUACUAUCUAGAUAAUAAAUUCCUUUACUUUGUUAUAGAAAAGCAAGAGGUGUUUUGUAUGUUUAAGCCAAGAUCUUUCAUUCAAGACGAGGAAUGUGCAGUUCAUUGAUGUAAUUGUUGGUAAUCCACUUCGGGUAGUGAUGAACCAGGGAUGGAAACAGAAUUGUCUGAAAUCACUUUUUGUUUCAAGUUUCAUACAAGGAACUAGCAAUUAUGGUUUCAUACAUACAUCAGUCCAUGUGUAUUAUUUUUUAUGUACAGGUACUUAUACUGUUAUUGUAUGGACUCAACAAUACCUAAUGUACAGCAUGGGAUUGUGACUGGAUACUUUCAAUAAAGUAAUAACAAUUA